UCGCCUGUCCCGCUGGCCAGCGCGAGCUGCAGGAGCCAGAAGCACCAGGCGGAACAUGACCACGGAGGGUCCCGCCACGCGUCGAGUCCAGCUGGCAGAACAUUCCAGGUUGCUGAAGCUAAAGGAGAUGUUUAAUUCUAAGUUUGGAUCCAUCCCCAAGUUUUAUGUUCGAGCACCAGGAAGAGUCAACAUAAUAGGGGAACAUAUAGAUUACUGUGGAUAUUCUGUUCUUCCAAUGGCAGUAGAACAGGAUAUGUUAAUAGCCGUGGAACCUGUGAAAACACACACUCUCCAGUUGGCCAACACAAAUCCCUUGUACCCGGACUUUACGACUAAUGUCAAGAACAUUCAAAUUGACAAAACCAAGCCUCUGUGGCAUAAUUAUUUCCUAUGUGGAUUUAAAGGAAUUCAGGAACACUUUGGUCUUAGUGACCUGACUGGAAUGAAUUGCCUGGUGGAUGGAAAUAUCCCACCGAGCUCUGGCCUCUCCAGUUCCAGUGCUUUGGUCUGUUGCGCUGGCUUGGUGACACUCACAGUACUGGGGAUGAGCCUAUCCAAGGUAGAACUUGCUGAAAUAUGUGCCAAGAGUGAACGUUACAUUGGCACUGAAGGAGGCGGGAUGGACCAGUCCAUAUCAUUUCUUGCCGAAGAAGGAACUGCCAAGUUAAUAGAAUUUAGUCCUCUGAGGGCAACUGAUGUGAGACUUCCAAAUGGAGCAGUGUUUGUGAUUGCCAACAGUUGUGUGGAAAUGAAUAAGGCAGCAACAUCCCAUUUUAAUAUCAGAGUGAUGGAGUGUCGGCUGGCUGCGAAGCUCCUGGCUAAGUACAAAUGCUUGCAGUGGGAUAAAGUACUGCGGCUGGAGGAGGUGCAGGCUGAACUAGGUGUAAGUCUGGAAGAAAUGCUGUUAAUCACAGAGGAUGCCCUUCAUCCUGAGCCCUAUAGUCCUGAGGAGGUCUGCAGGUGUUUGGGAAUUAGCCUACAGGAACUCCGCAGCCAAAUCCUCAGUCCAAACACACAAGAUGUGCUACUCUUCAAACUCUACCAGCGGGCACAGCAUGUGUACAGCGAGGCUGCACGGGUGCUCCAGUUUAAGAAGAUCUGUGAAGAAGCCCCCAACAACACACUCCAGCUGCUGGGAGAGUUAAUGAACCAGAGCCACACAAGCUGCCGGGACAUGUUUGAGUGCAGCUGCCCUGAGCUGGACCAGCUAGUGGACAUCUGCCGGAAGUUUGGGGCUCAAGGAUCUCGACUUACCGGAGCAGGAUGGGGUGGCUGUACAGUAUCAAUAGUGCCUGCUGACAAGCUGUCCAGCUUCCUAGCAAAUGUCCAUGAAGCUUAUUAUCAGAGAAGCAAUCGAGGAUUAGCACCUGAGAAGCAGAGUUUGUUUGCCACCAAACCUGGAGGUGGGGCUUUGGUUUUCCUUGAGGCCUAAACGAUGCAAACUAUCUCAGAGAAACUAUUUAGGGCAUUUAGAAACUGGCAAGACUUUGUAUGCCACAGUAAAUUAAUCCUCUUUCUGUUUUGUAUUAUGAUGAAUGGUUGCUAUUAUCAAGAUUUGUUUCCAAAGAAAUGGUUGAAAGCUCUCUAUGCUUCAUAAUGAUUAUUUUUCCAUUUUAAAAUAUGUUUUCUACCAGUAAGAGCCAAAAGUAUUCUUGGACAGAUCUCUUAAGGAUGGUUUACUGAGAUUUAUUGCUUUUAAAAUGAAUGGUAAAAAGCAUUCAAUACUGACCUCAUGGAUUGCCCUUGAAUAAAACAUAUUGCUGCAAUUAAACCAGUACAACUGCA
Messenger RNA from Sorex fumeus (smoky shrew), 1785 nucleotides. It is a transcript of the gene GALK2, whose product is annotated as galactokinase 2. Gene Ontology annotation, molecular function: galactokinase activity; ATP binding. The transcript has 10 exons. The record is from RefSeq and is a predicted model, not a curated record. NCBI's taxonomy places the organism in Eukaryota, Metazoa, Chordata, Mammalia, Eulipotyphla, Soricidae. Gene Ontology annotation, cellular component: cytosol; cytoplasm. Bases 56 to 1432 code for a protein of 458 amino acids. Gene Ontology annotation, biological process: galactose metabolic process; carbohydrate phosphorylation.